CUUUUCACUGGGUCCAAUAUGGCAACAAUCGUGAAUGGCACUGUGCUCAUUCCAGCACUCAAUGGCACCCUUAUCGAUCCAAACGACUGCGCAAUCGGCGUGUGUUCUUUGGACUAUGCACAGAUCGAAUACGUUCCAUCAUAUGGCGGCAACCUAACAUACUGUAUCAUAUUCUCCGUCAUUAUUCUGGCUCAGAUGGGCCUCGUCUGGAAAUACCGCACCUGGGGCUUCUUCAUCGGAAUGUUCUGCGGUCUUCUUCUUGAAAUCCUUGGCUACGCUGGUCGUAUCACCCUCAGCGGCAAUCCUUUCAAUUUUGAUCAAUUCGUCUUGUAUCUUGUAUGCCUUACUAUUGGCCCAGCGUUCCUCACAGCCUCAAUCUACCUCUGUCUCGGCCGCAUUGUCAUCGUCUACGGUCAAAACAUCUCACGGUUCACUCCGAGAUUCUACACCCUCACAUUUGUGAUCUGCGACUUCAUUAGUCUUCUGCUCCAAGCUGUUGGAGGGGCUCUCGCUGCUACACAAGACGCCUCUGACCCGUCCCGUACUGGAAUAAAUAUCAUGAUUGCUGGGCUUGCCUUUCAAGUUGUCAGCUUGACAAUCUUCAUCGCACUCAGUUUGGAGUUCGUUUACAGAGCAUACAAAGCAAGAGAGAGCGACCUAAACUUCGAUUUCUUCGACCUCAGAAAGCGCACCAUGUUCCGCAUGCUCCCGUACGCUAUCGCGGUUGCGACUAUCACAAUCUACAUUCGUUGUGUCUUCCGUGUCGCAGAGCUCAAAGACGGAUUUGGAGGAAAGCUUGCUAACGAUCAAACGGCAUUCAUGAUUCUGGAAGGCCCGAUGAUUAUUAUUGCCACAAUCGCUUUGACCGUGUGUCACCCUGGAAUUGCAUUUGGAAGUGCACCCGCUUGGGCAGCCGCAAAUUGGACCUGGAAGAAGAACAACAAAGGCGACAAGAACCACAUCAGAAUGACGAGCGUAGAGACUACGACACCUUCGAUCGCAGGGAGUGAGAUGACCGAGGCUGCCUACACGAAGACAAGCGUUUGA
Messenger RNA from Aureobasidium musti, 1047 nucleotides. Lineage: Eukaryota; Fungi; Ascomycota; Dothideomycetes; Dothideales; Saccotheciaceae. The record is from the annotation of a GenBank genome assembly.